Syngnathoides biaculeatus (alligator pipefish) is the source of this 5255-nucleotide messenger RNA. RefSeq lists its product as uncharacterized. Bases 24 to 614 code for a protein of 196 amino acids. NCBI's taxonomy places the organism in Eukaryota, Metazoa, Chordata, Actinopteri, Syngnathiformes, Syngnathidae. The transcript is spliced from 6 exons. The record is from RefSeq and is a predicted model, not a curated record. Gene Ontology annotation, molecular function: hexosyltransferase activity. Gene Ontology annotation, biological process: dolichol-linked oligosaccharide biosynthetic process.
CUGCGUGGUACAGUGACCAAGAGAUGCAGCGUUUGUUUGGAUCAACAGAAGCAAACGGGAGGGGGAGACACUUUGAGACCAUCCCCACCACAGAAGGUGGCUCUCCUGCUAACGAAGCGAUGAAGACUGUGUUUGUCACUGUGGGCACAACGAGCUUUGACGACCUCAUUGAGGAAAUUACGUCUGCCGAAGCUAUUAAGGCAUUAAAGCGUCGCGGCUACAAGCGUUUGGUUCUCCAGGUGGGAAGAGGAUCGGUUCUCCCGGAUCCUGAGAAAUUUCCGCAUGUCAACCUGGAGGUUUUUCGCUUCAAAAACUCCAUCGCGAAGGACAUGGAGGAGGCAGACCUCAUCAUCAGCCACGCGGGGGCCGGAAGCUGCUUGGAGGCCCUCGGCGCCGGUAAAGCGCUGCUGGUGGUGGUCAAUGACAAGUUGAUGGACAACCACCAGCUGGAACUGGCCAAGCAGCUGCACAUGGACUCACACUUGCUCUACUGCACUUGCACCACACUGACAGAAAUGCUGAGGAGCAUGGACCUCUCUGUACUUCGGCCUUUUUUGCCCGGUCAGCCACAGAAGUUUGCAAACUUUAUGGACAAAGCUCUUGGACUCCAGUGAAUGUGGCCUAAUCGUGGGACUAAUUAAUAUAACCGCCCUCCUCCCGCUCUGCCAACCCCCCCACCCCCCCACCCCACCCCCCACACACAUACUUUCAACACCCAUGACAUGAACUGCUCGGCUGCGUGAAGAUCCGUUGCCACUUUCAAGGGACAGCCAGACUCCGCCGCACUGUCUGGAUACAUACCGUCUUGCAGAAGCAUAUGCAGUACAUCCUGUAUCUAACGGGUGCGAUAGUAUGUCAAAGUCAAAAGGUAAGCAGACCUGCAUUUGGUUUUAUCUGAUAUUAUUAUUAGCAUUGUAUUAGCAUUAUUAUAGCGUAUUAUUUAUAAUUAUAUUAUUAUUACUACCGUAUUAUUCUAGCAUCAUUAUAGCGUAUUUGCAUUGGCUGGCAGCGUUAGCUUCUGAUAAGCAGUGCAUGCUCGUUAAGGUUGUUUGACAAAAGAAUGCCACGGACAUUUUAUCAAAAGACGAGGGAACUUUUUUAAGUUGUCGAAAAGAAAGGCAUAAUACAUCUCCUUUAAACAACACCAUUAUGUCUAAUCUCCUAUCUUUAGUAGGGAACAGGAGGUUUUAUCAUUGUUGUCCACCACCCUACAGUAUGUAUGUGUGCCAAAGUGCACUUUUCAGGUUGUUUUGUCUACGCUAUGUCAGUCACCUCAGGCUCAUAUGCUUUGUAAACCUCGCUACAAUCAGGCCAAUAAUGAAUCACGUUCAUUUAUCCCUUUCCCCACCUCGCAUAUAUGCACAGAACUCCCAAUUAUCGUGGGGUAUGUCUUCCAGACGCACCCAUUUGUGGUGAAAAUCUGCAGUCAUCUUCAGCGCCUGUUCUCACUCAUGCUGUGAAGUCAUGAGAGACUAUCGUUUGUCUUUGAGGGAACAAAAAUAAGGCUAACAUGCCCGGUUCGCUAAAUAAGAACCAAAGCAUGCAUUGUCUUUCUCACUCCCAUCUAAGGUUUACUGUAAAACUGACACAUAAAACAUGAGAAUUAAACAUUGUAUAUUUAAACACCAAAACCUCCAAAAACAAACCAUAGGAUGAUGAAAGUCUGCUAGCUUAAUGCUAAAAUAUCAUGGGAUUCAUAGAUGUGCUAACAGACAUUAGCAUAGAUUUUAUGGUCAUUUUGAAUCCUUCAAACAACUGCUACUUUAUCAUGAAAUUGUAACAUAUGCAGCACAACAGAAAUAAUGUUUAAACAAAAAUGUUCAUCCAAACCACGUCUGCUAGCUUAAUUCUACCAUAUGCGAAACAUGGCAUAGUUGUGCCAAUGCUAAUUAGCAUAGAUAUUACAAAGUUUCUAACCCUUCAAACAAUUACCGUAAUUUCCGACCUACAAGCUGCGCCUUUUUUCACACGCUUUCAACCCUGCCGUUUAUGCGGUGAUGCGGCUAAUUUUUGGAUUUUUUUCUAACGGCCGCAAGGGUGCACUCGACCGGAAAAGGCAAGAAUGAGACUUGUAGAAUAUAUAUGCCGAGGAAGUCACUUUUACCUACCCUGUUAGCGCUGCGCUAGCGUGUUGCUGCUGUGUUACUGGCGUGUCUCAGUGAUAUUUACUAAGUUUAAUUUCAACUGGCGGUGUUAGCACUAGCUUUAGCGCAGCGCUAGCGUUAGCACUAGUGUUAAACUCUUUCUGUGUACCGUCUUUGUAAAUAUCUCGUGUUUCAAUGUGGACACUUGCGACUUGGUGUAUGUACGUACCACAUGGUAUUUCCUUUACAAACGUACUCGGUGAGGCUUGUAACCAGGUGCGCUCUGUAGGUCGGGAAAUACGGUACUGCUUUACACACAGACUAGCAUCAUAUACAAACCAAGCAUACAGUCAUCCUCUCAGGCAUAUUUUCUCCGUUCUUUGGUAAUCGCUCCAUUUUAGUAGGGGACCUUCUCUGCCUCUUCUUCUCACCUUUAAUUACACUGCACUUCUUCCGUUCCGAGCCCAGUGCCGUGUGGCAUGUGGUGGCACAACUCUAAAUUCGGACCAGCUUGGAUCAUGUAAAGCCAAUUAAUAAAUUGACAUCUUAAAAUCCGCAGUACAGCGGGGGUCCGUUUGGCACUUUUAUACAAAUGAGAUUAGACCUUCCAAUCAAAAUUGAUAUGUCGUUGAGGUAAUUCUCCCGUCAUACUUGUGCAACUCAUAGGCAGGGUAGAUGCACUAUUUGGAGAGUAAUCCGAUAGUCAAGGCAAGGUUACACACAUUCACACGGAUACACAACUCUAUUAGCACCUGUUGGUACCCAGUAUACUCGGGACUAAACUUUUGUUUUUGGGGAAUUUUACAGUAUCAUACAUGAUUAUUGCUCGGAUCAAGUAAAUAUUUACACUAAUAGCAUUUAAUCAAAUGAAACAAAGUAACAGGAAGUUUGGAAUCGAGUGCUGUUUGACGCAGCUUUGCUUUCUAAUAAUUCCAUUUGGUACUCUUAAACAGGGUACACAUACUGAUUUUUAGCAUCUCAACCAAAAUUUAAUAUGAGAGACGCCAUAUGACAAAGACAAAAAUCGACAUUUGUGUACUGUCUACUCACACGGUGUGGUGUACUCCAGAAGACCAACACAACAUGCCACACAUAUCAUGAUAUCUCCACUGACAAUCAUGAAUCUGCUUCAUUGCAGAUGAACGUAGAUCUCAGUGUUGAGAACGCACAUGGUAGAUUUAUGAUCUGUAAUAUUGAAAAGGUUUGAAAUAGAUGAAUAUCAGACUAGAGUAUUAUCUGACUAGAUUAAGAAGAAAAAAAUCACAUUUAACAUACCUCACAACCAAUGUUCCCUCUAAGCUGCGUAAUUGCGCAUUUGCGCACUACUCACGCACUCUCAGCGCAAAGGAAAACAGAUCCAGCGCAGUGAACUACAGCCUGAUGUCUUUUUUUUUAAAGGGGUAAACUCAUAAUUACAACUACAAACUACAACAAUUACACUGGGGUAUGUGAAUAACAGAAUAAAAAGUGGUGAAACUGGAUGAGAUUUUCUCUUUUUUUGAGUAAAAUAAAAGUCUGGUCUGAAGCCAAAGUACAAAGUACAGGAUGUGAUGGCGUAUAAUGUUAAAAUUCCACCUUGGCACAGCCUGAUUGAGGAUGAAAGCACAGACGAUACGGUGCCCAAAAACCUAAUUCUGUGUUUUAAAUAUAGGAGGCAACAUGACAUUAACCCUAAAACUGUUUGGGAGCAUCAUUCAGCUUUCAACAUGCAUUGCAAAACAUAUUCUGCAAGCAAUAAUUCAGUUUUACACCAAGAAAAACAGAUGGGGAUAUCAUUGUGGGUUAAAAACAAAAAAUGAAACAAAUUUGGAAGCGACAUUUCAAAUUUAUAGUUAAUAGUUGGCUUGGUAUGUAUUUGUACUGUCAUGUAUUUUUUUUGUGUGUGUGUUGACAUUUUUAGUGUAAUUUUGGAGAAAAACACAAAAUUGUUCUUAAAAAUGUUCUUAUGGGAAUGUAAUCGGAACCUUUUGAUGAGCGAUGUAACUUCAAUGGAUGACACUGAUUGAACACAGUGCAUACGUCCGGUGUUUUUCACAGUGGUCAAAGGGGGCGCUCACGGGCUUAGCGUGUCUGCUCAGACACGUCAAAAAUUAGAGGGAGCAUCGCUCACAACAGAGAAUGAUUACACGAUAAUCUUUUAGAGACAUCCAAUAAUCGGGCCUUCGCUGGCUUUGCUCACAAGGGCAAGGAAAUCGUCAAAUUGGACUCGACUAUCGGUAGUCUACCCUGCUUUAACUGAAAUUUAAAGUACGAGGGACCCACACCGCAGGAUAAUUGCUCAAGAUAAUCUUUCGACGACAUUGGUUCUAUGGUUUUUUGGGGAUUUAAAUGCCUCAAUUCAACCUGAUCAUCGGUAUGUAUUGACCCUGCUUUAGACACGUCCCAAGGAUUAGCCAUUGUCGAUACAGGUUUAGGAUUUUGGUCUUUUUUUUUUGGUUGUUUUCUGAACAGAUGAGGGUGGAGGAAAAAAAAAAAAAACAAUUACCACUCCCCACACCACAGGAUAAUCGCUCACACUAAUCUUUUUGAAAUGGACUGCUACAUAAAAUCAGGCUUCUGCCAGUCUAGACAACGAGGUAAUCAAAAUGUUCAUAUUCAGCCCCGUUAUCGCUUCAAUUGAGAUAUUUCCAACACAACCCAACAAUUCAGACCAUAAAAUACUAUGAACCAUUUGUAUUUUAACUACCCUCCCCCCCCGCCCCCAACUUACCACCCCCAUAGCAGCUAGUUCCCAACUGUUUGUAAGCCAUCCGCUAGUUCAGACCGGUUCUGCCAGCUUGUUCAAUAGGAUCCACAUGAUGUUUGCGCAAAGCCAGAUGUAAUUUAAUAAAGGUGGACACUCGCUCUUUCUCUUUUUGUCGCAUGUGACUGCUAACUUGUGUUUUUCUCCCUUCCAACGUGCUUGCUUCCAACUUGCUGUUUUACAUUGGUACCAAACACUGAAGUUCUUGUCAUAAACCACCCAAUGUGCUAUUUUUGCUGCACAAUUCCAGGAGCGCUUGAAGGCAUGUUUCUGUCAUUAUUAAUAAUGAGUGUUAUUUUUUUUUUGUUUUGGGGGUUUUUCUUGCAUUGACACUUCUUCUUUUGACCCUGGAGGAUCUUUGCUUUUAUUUCCACAUAUGGGUACUAUGAGAUUGUUUCAUUUUAAGAUUCUGGAGGGACUCUUUUUUU